Melozone crissalis (California towhee) is the source of this 4437-nucleotide messenger RNA. RefSeq names its product zinc finger protein 451 (gene ZNF451). Gene Ontology annotation, molecular function: DNA-binding transcription factor activity, RNA polymerase II-specific; sequence-specific DNA binding. The record is from RefSeq and is a predicted model, not a curated record. NCBI's taxonomy places the organism in Eukaryota, Metazoa, Chordata, Aves, Passeriformes, Passerellidae. Bases 62 to 3337 code for a protein of 1091 amino acids. Gene Ontology annotation, cellular component: nucleus. Gene Ontology annotation, biological process: regulation of transcription by RNA polymerase II. The transcript is spliced from 16 exons.
CAGAGGAAGCGGGGACACGGCGGACCGGGGCGUUGCUGCCCGCGGGGCCCGGCGGCGGAUAAUGGAGUCUCAUAACUCUAACAGCCUUCACAAGAGUAAAUCACCAGCUUCUGGAAGUGAAGAUGAGAUUGAGUUCAUUGGAGAAGGACCUUUAAGGCCUGUCCUUGAAUGCAUUGAUCUCAUCAGCAGUGAGGAUGAAGAACCUAGCAGCAGUUCUUAUUUUCAUAGCAAUUCCAAGCGUAAGGAUCACAUUGACUACCAGAAGGAACGAGUUGCAUCGACCCUGGAUCGCCUGGCACGCCAUGUUGAAGUAGAGAAACAGCAAAAAGAAGAGAAAAACAAAGCCUUUAAGGAGAAAGUUGAUUCCCAAUAUGCCCAUGGGUUGCAAGAACUAGAAUUUAUUCGGGAACACAGUGAUACAGAAGCUGCAAGGUUAUGUGUAGACCAGUGGUUAAAAAUGCCAGGUCUGAAACCAGGCUCUGUUAAUGGUGGAAGAAGGGGUAAUUUUAGGAGGACAGGUCAGACUCAAGUCAACAGCAGACCCAAAUGUUGUCCUGUGAUGCAUUGCAACAGACAGUUUGAUAAUGUACAUCUUCUUCUGGGUCACCUUCAGAGGUUUGAUCAUUCUCCUUGUGACCCAACAGUCACAUUACAUGGACCCCCACAUAAUGCUUUUGCCUGUGUGAUAUGCUGUGAAAGAUUUGCAACCUCUCAGCAGUACAGUGAUCAUCUUUUAUCUAAGCUAAAUGAAAAUGAUGGGCAUAAAAAAGGUAUUCCUCCACAGCAUAUUCAGUGCUUUGCAUGCCCAAAGUGCUUCCUCCUUUUCACCAAAAGAGAUGAGUGUUGGCAGCACAUGUCGCAACAGAUACACAUCAUCCAGCUUCCUGAACAGAGUGAUGCACUGAAGUCUGGUGAUCCACUACCUUUUCCAUCCUUUGCAAAGAACCUUUUGAUAUCCCUGUGUAAAGAGGUCUCCUUCCAAGUGAAAUGUAUGUCCUGCUUCAAAAUACUGCGCUCACAUAUGGAAUUAACAGCUCAUUUCAGAACACGUUGUUAUAAUUCUGGGCCCAUGGCACUUUCAAAGAAAAGCAUCUCCCAAGUUGCAGAGAUAUUUAAAACGAAAGGUCACUGUGAGAACUGUGAUGAACUGUUUGCUGAUAAGAAUCAGAUGACCCAACACAAACAAACCACUCAACAUAACAUUAGAGUUUUUACUACACUGGAAGAAUCAAUCUUGAUGUUCUGCCAUGUCAAUGGAAAACAUAAAAGUCAGUCUCAUUUGGCCCAUAUUGUGGAACGGUCAAGACCACUGCUGAAAAGACACUUGAGUCCAGAUGAGUCCUCCAGUGAAACAGGAUCUAGUCCUUCAAAACGGAGGAGUAAUUCAGAAGGUAAAAGUGAAGAUAAAGUUGCAAACCAAAGUCAAGGUACUGCUUCCAAAGUAAAAGCCUGGUUUUGUGAAUGCCUUCAAAAGUUUUUUACAGAAGAGUCAGUAGAAAAGCACAUUUUAUCAGCAAAUAGGAUUUGUCACAAGUGUGCUGUGUGUGGAAAACUGGCUGAAAAUUCAAGCAUUAUCCGCCUGCAUAUGAGUCGAUUCCAUGGAGGAGCACACUUGACUAAUUUUCUUCUCUGGUGCAGAGCGUGCUCUGUAGAUCUUAGAGAAGAGGAUAUUAUGAGACAUGUAACUGAAUUUCAUGGUGGGCAUAGUUACUACUACGAGCAAGAAGCUGUAGAAGAUGAACCUAUGCCAUCUGCUUCUGAUGCAGUGAGCAUUUCUGCAGGUGGAGAUAAAGACUGCAUUUCUGGCCCUGUGGAACUGUCCCCUGAAAGUGGUCCUGCUGUGGGAAAAUGGCAGUGCCGCAUUUGUGAGGAGAUGUUUGAGUCUGAAGAGAGUGUUCAACAACACUGCAUGUCCUUAGAAAGCCAUGCAUUUCACAGGUACUCAUGUGGCAUAUGUAAAAAUCAUUUUCGGAAAGUAGGAACUCUGCAGCGGCACUUCCAAGAGCAUCAUAAUCAGGAGAUGCAGAUUAAAUAUUUCUGUGGCCUUUGUGGUAAUUUCUUCUUCAACACAGAGGAAGAAUUUCUAAUCCAUUACAAGACGCUUCAUAGCAUGGACUAUACAUUUGUGCCUGAGCAGAUGGAGCUGUCAAUAAAAAAGGAUGAGGACUUCCUCCCAGUGGAACAAGGAGAGCGCUUAACCUGCGGUUGCCGGACCACUUACAUCUCCAAAAUAAACCGGAGGAACGAUCAUGAGAGUUGUCAGAAAGCCAUGCUGCAGAAAGGAAACUUGUGGUUUCGCUGCUGCCUGUGCUCUGCCACGGCACAGAAUAUUGCUGAUAUGAACAGUCACCUCAAGAGCCACAAGUCAGUAAACUCUAAGGGAGAGAUGUAUGUUGUUAGAUGUGCUGCAUGCAACAAGAACUUUGAUGAUCUCCAAAGCGCGCAUCAGCACUAUCACAUGAAACACUGCUUCUUGCAGAAACCUGAUCUAUCAAGUCUUGCAGCAGAAUCAGAAGACACAGUAUUCAAGUUUUCUGCAAGUGGGGCUUGUGUGGUCAGAAAAACUAACAGGCAGCAAUUUCAAGCAUCUCCAUCCAAAACUCAGGACAGUCAACAGUUUUCUUCUCUGCAGGCCCCAAUAGAGGGAAAGAAAAUUAAAAAUGAGGACUUAGAACAUUCUGAAGAACUUAGUGAAAAUGGUGAACUUCCUGAUCUUGACUAUCUGAGUACCAUGACUCACAUUGUGUUGGUGGAUCUGGACAACUGGGGAAGCUUUUUCACACAGCUGCCAGCUAACCUGAACCAAGGGACAUUUAUCUGGGGUUUUCAAGGAGGAUACAGCAACUGGAAGCCUCCAGUGCAUUGCAAAAUUUACAAUUAUCUUAAGAGGAUUGGAUGUUUCUUUCUUCAUCCACGUUGCAGUACCAGAAGAGAAGCAGCAGACUUUGCUCUCUGUGUUCAUGCUGGUCGUCUGGAUGAGCACCUGCCCAAGCAAAUUCCUUUCACUGUUCUUUCUGGAGACAAAAGCUUCCUGGAACUGGAAAACCAAUUCAAAAUGACCCAGCGGUCAGCUCGCAUCCUGAAUCCUCACCACAUUGAAGGGGACUUGAUGUGUGCCUUGCUAAACAGCAUUUCAGAUACAACAAAAGGUUCAGAUAGUGAAGAGGAUGAAGAUAUGAAAGAAACACUGAAGCGGAGCUUAGAAGAAACAAAGAAAGAAGAAUUUAUUCAGUUUUUGACAUUACAGUCUUUUUUUAUUUAUGCAGAACUGCAAGAUGCAGAACUGCAAGAUGCAGAACUGCAAGAAGCUAUCAAAAGGAGCCUUGAGGAAAUGUAAAGGAAGAUACUUCAGUACACUAACACCAUGCCAUCAGAACUGCUCACAAAAAUGGAAGCUUGUUCCAUCUAUUUACAAGGGUUCAAAAAUGCCACUUUUGAAAUGUCUGUAAUUGUUAGAUUAAUAAUCUGAUGUCCUCUGUCAUAUUGGUGAACAGCUGGAGUUUAUUCAUAUUCACAGCAAUGUGUUAUGUUUGAUAAAAAAAGAAUUUUAAGCCUUUUCAUAUUUGUUUCUAAGGGGUGAUGACUAAAUCUCUACAAUUUAGCAGUUUGAAAUUGUUGCCUAAUUAGUAGGCUGGUCUUACUAGGUAUUUUGGGGUUCCUGGUUGUUUGGGUUUCUUUUCUUAAAUUGGUUCUUGUAUUUAAUUUUUUUUUUGUCACAAAAUGUAAUUGUCUUUAUUUACUUUUUCAUGUGGUCUUUGCAACAGAUAAAAAUAGUAAACUCCAGUUAUCUCAGAUUUGCCUGGCUAAUCUUGUUAUAAAGAGAAGCUUAGAUCCCAGGGUUGUUGAACAUAUGGCUUAACUCUUGCCUGUGGCUGGUUUUACUUCAUAGGCCAUGAUUUUGUCUCUGUCCUGUUUGUUAUAAAUGUCUGAAUCAGAACCACAGGCUGUAGUUUACCAGCUUCAUUUUUAUAAAUAUGUUUUGUUUUUUUCAAAAGUGGUAGAGUAUUUGGAUUUGAUGACUUAAGGUUUGAUGACUUCAUUUGAGUCAUCAAAUGAGAGUUUGAUGGCUCUCCCUUACCUGAAGCAGGAACAACCUUUUAAGGAAACAGAAUCUAAAUAAACUUUCUAGUUUCUGUUUGGACUACAUGUGAGAAGAUUUAAACUGUAAUAUUUCUGUAUACUAUAGUCUUUGCUCUCUUCUGCUCAUGAAGAGGUGGCAUUGGAUAAAUGGAUGUAAAUGUGCUAAUUAUUUUUGUACUGUCCUUACUUUAAUUAUUUUUGUUGAAAUUUAUCUGUCAUCUUUCUCAGUUUUGUUUAAAAAUACCUAUGCAAACUGUCCAGCUUUACCAGCCUGUUAUCCUUCAGUUUAUGACUGCUGUCAAUCAGUAAGAAUUCACAGUGUAAUAAAAUGCCACUCUAAUUCUUUUCUAUGAUUCA